Molecule: messenger RNA, 2181 nt
Organism: Lemur catta (Ring-tailed lemur)
Lineage: Eukaryota; Metazoa; Chordata; Mammalia; Primates; Lemuridae
Gene: IL15
Product: interleukin 15
Exons: 8
Coding region: 1183-1671 (162 amino acids)
Biological process (GO): positive regulation of cytokine production; positive regulation of immune response; neutrophil activation
Cellular component (GO): extracellular region
Molecular function (GO): cytokine receptor binding; cytokine activity
Source: RefSeq, a predicted model, not a curated record
CUGCCAGUAACCUUGGGUGCGGCCUGUGAGGACAGUCUCCUUGUGCCUUCUCUGCAGGUGCCCAGGAGCUGAGCAGGAAGCCGGUGACCCGUGUCCCUGUAAGGCGGGGCCGGUGCUCCUCGACGUCCUCUCGCUCGCCUCCAGGUUCUGCGCCCUAGAGCCCGGCGCUGACGGAAAGAAACAUGCCAGGCUCACGGGGAGCGGCGACACCUGGGACAGUCUUCCAGGAGCCCGCUGCCGCCCCACCCCUCCCCCAGCCUCCGCCAGGGGUGUGUAUCUUCGCCUCUGAUCCAGGCUCUUUCUCUUUCACUUUUCUUUUCGCUGGGGGCCGGGGCUCCCCGGGUGGAGGGCCCCCGGGAGAAUCCCCGCUGACUCACUCGCUGCCUUCCAAGUCCCACGCCCGCCCUGCAGCCGGGGCUCCAGGGAGGUACAGAGCUUUGCUUCUCCGCUUUGGAAGGGAAGGUGGUGGCGAUAGAAAGGGCGACAGAAUUUUCCCCGAAAGCCUACGCCCCGACCCCUCCCGGCGCGCCGACCCCUCCCGGCUACGGCGGAGCUACCCUCGGGUGUCCCCCGACCGGCCGCAGCCCCGCCCUCUCUUGGGGAACUUUUGACUGCGACUUCAAUUUUUGGUUUUUCCCCUAAUGACCCUUUAUUUCUCUCGUGAGUUCUCCUCGCCAUCCUCCCGCUUCCGGAGGAGCGCAGACCGCACGUCCCUUUGCCCCCCGCGCGUGGCACCGCAGUUGCACCGCGUUCUGUCGCUGUCCCCGGCGCGCGGCGAGCGAAAGGAGGCGCCGGGCACUCUGCGCGCCGCUGGGAGGGUGACGGACCUGCGUCUGGCUGCCCCCGCCAAGCUGCCGAUUUCUGGGAAGACAAAAGUCCUGCAGUCCUGAGCGCUGAGUUCUGCACCUAAUUGAGCACAAAAAGGUCAAAAAAAGAAUUCAUUCCAAUAUAUGGCCACUUGGCUCUUUGAAGCAAUGUUCCAUCAUGCUCCAUGCUGGUGAUGCUACAUGGGACACAGAAGCCAAUAAUAGCAGAUAGACAGCCUACAGAAGGUUGUUUUUAAUCGACCACACUUUAUCCUGGAUUGUGUUGUAGGAUGUAUCGUGGAUGGAUGGCUGCUGGAACCCCACUGCCAUAGCCAGCUCUUCUUCAAUACUUAAGGACUUACCCUGGCGUUGAGUAAUGAGAAUUUCGAAACCAUAUUUGAGAAGUACUUCCAUCCAGUGCUACUUGUGUUUACUUCUAAACAGUCAUUUUUUAACAGAGGCUGGCAUUCAUGUCUUCAUUUUGGGCUGUAUCAGCGCAGGUCUUCCUAAAACAGAGGCCAACUGGCAGCAUGUAAUAAGUGAUCUGAAAAGAAUUGAAGAUCUUAUUCAAUCUAUACAUAUUGAUGCUACUUUAUAUACUGAAAGUGAUGUUCAUCCUAAUUGCAAAGUAACAGCAAUGAAGUGCUUUCUCCUGGAGUUACAAGUUAUUUCACACGAGUCCGGAAGUACACACAUUCAUGAAACGGUAGAAAACCUUAUCAUCCUAGCAAACAGCAGUUUGUCUUCUAAUGGGAAUGUGACAGAAUCAGGAUGCAAAGAAUGUGAGGAACUGGAGGAAAAAAAUAUUAAAGACUUUUUGCAGAGUUUUGUACAUAUUGUACAAAUGUUCAUCAACCCUUCUUGAUUGUAAUUGAUCCUUUUCAGUGUUUCUAUUAUUAACAAACACCUUCCUGCUGCUUAGAGGCAACAAAACACUGCAUUUCCAAAGUGCUGCCUAAACAAGUUUUUCUAGCGAGAAGAUGAUCAGGAUCUUGGAUCAGAUGACUUCUUAGCCGUGAAGACAGAAAAAUGUCACUGAGUAACAUAAUUGACUAUGAACCUCUCUCAGACUUAUUUUGCUCAUUUAUUUUUAAUUUAUUAUUGAAAUUGUACAUAUUUGUAGCAUAAUAUAAAAUGUUGAAUAAAUGUGUAUACAUAUUUUAUCAUUUGAAGUUGCAUUCAUAUAUACCUGUUACAUAGGAAAAUAGGGGGGAUUUGCUUAAGGGAUAAUAGUCUAUCUAUAGUCUGGUGGGGCCGGGUACCCAAGGUGCAGGUCAACAGCUGUACUGGUGUGGUCCUGCCAGUAUGAAGCCACUGACUAGCAGACCUCAUUCACUUCUUCAUUAGGUGUAGCAUCCAGAAAAAGAAUUGGCUA